CGGUCGAACAACUUCAAAGUCCAACCUCACGACAGACUAACCGCCAAAACACACAGUCAAAAUGGGUCACGCAGCCGGUCUCCGCGCGGGUACGCGCUAUGCCUUCUCCAGGGAUUUCAAGAAGAAGGGAAUGAUCCCUCUCUCGACCUACCUCAAGCAGUACAAGGUCGGUGACAUCGUCGAUGUUGUUGCCAACGGUGCCGUCCAGAAGGGUAUGCCGUACAAGGUCUACCACGGCAAGACUGGCAUCGUCUACAACGUCACCAAGUCCUCUGUCGGUGUCAUUCUCCACAAGCAGGUCGGCAACCGAUACCUUGAGAAGCGCAUCAACGUCCGCGUCGAACACGUCCGCCACUCCCGCUCGCGCGAGGACUUCCUUAAGCGCGUCAAGCUCAACUUCGCCAAGCAGCAGAAGGCCAAGGAGACCGGCGAGAAGCAGCAGAUGAAGCGCCUCCCCGCACAGCCCCGUGAGGCCAGAACCAUUAGCCUGAAGGACAACAAGCCGGAGAACAUCACACCGGUACCUUACGAGACAACGAUCUAAGCGGGCACUCGGAGGCUAGUCUGAAAGUCUGUGGUCAGCAAAGGCAAAAUGGGAACGGAUGGGCAACGGCGUGGUUUCUCGGAUCUCGAACUUUUCUCUCUUCUGCACGUUCACCAGCAUGGAAAGCGGCGAAUUAUCGGUGCAGACAUGGUGUGCCAACAUGAUUUGGCUAUGAGUUACCCCUCACGCCAAUGAAUAUCAUCCUCCAGUCCCAGUCCAUACCAAAUACCCAUGAACAUCCAAUCUGUGUUUUCUGAUACGCAGUGUGAAGUACCCAUGAGACUACAUAUUGAAUCGACGACUAACCAUGAUCAUCGAUUAC
Didymella exigua CBS 183.55 is the source of this 866-nucleotide messenger RNA. RefSeq lists its product as uncharacterized. The record is from RefSeq and is a predicted model, not a curated record. Gene Ontology annotation, molecular function: structural constituent of ribosome. The transcript has 3 exons. Bases 62 to 544 code for a protein of 160 amino acids. Lineage: Eukaryota; Fungi; Ascomycota; Dothideomycetes; Pleosporales; Didymellaceae. Gene Ontology annotation, cellular component: cytosolic large ribosomal subunit; ribosome. Gene Ontology annotation, biological process: translation.